AUGGCUCAAGACUCCGCUUCCAUGAAUCCAGCUGGUGAGCCGACAGGCCCCAAGGUGGAUGCCCCUCCUCAGGCCAAUGAUCAGCAGAACGCCGGCCAGGAUGCAGGCGCGCCCAAGGUGAAGAGCGAGAAAGAACUGGAACGAGAACGCAAGAAGGCGGAGAAGUUGAAGAAGUUCCAAGAGAAACAGGCAAAGGCCGCAGCUAAACCCGGCGCCCCCAAAGCAGAAAAGAAGGUCAACAAGGUCGAGAAGGACAAGACAACCGAUGCAUACGAUCCCAAGGUUAUUGAGGCUGGGCGAUACCAAUGGUGGGAGGAGCGUGACCUUUUCAAGCCUGAAUUCGGCCCUGAUGGCAACGUCAGGCCGGAAGGCUACUUCGUUAUCCCAAUUCCUCCUCCAAACGUCACUGGAUCACUGCACAUGGGCCACGCGCUCACAAAUGCUCUCCAAGAUACCAUGAUCCGUUGGCAGCGCAUGAAGGGUAAAACUACCCUGUGGCUCCCUGGCAUGGACCAUGCCGGUAUCUCAACACAGAGCGUGGUUGAGAAAAUGCUGUGGAAGAAGGAAAAGAAGACACGCCACGAUUUGGGCCGUAAAGAAUUUUUAGACAGGGUUUGGGAUUGGAAGCACGAGUACCAUGGCAACAUCGGCAAUGCUCUGCGCAGAGUAGGAGGCUCAUUUGAUUGGACUCGAGAGGCUUUCACCAUGGACGACAAUCUGUCCGCGGCUGUUACUGAAACUUUUGUUCGUCUCCACGAGGAGGGCGUUAUCUACCGUGCUAACCGCCUCGUUAACUGGUGUGUGGCUCUCAACACUUCUCUGUCCAACCUCGAGGUCGAAAACAAGGAGGUUGAAGGACGUACACUGCUUGAUGUCCCCGGGUAUGAGAAGAAGGUUGAGUUCGGUGUUUUGACUCACUUCUGCUACGAAAUUGAUGGUACGAACCAGAGAAUAGAAAUCGCUACAACCCGUCCUGAGACCAUGAUUGGUGAUAGCGGUAUUGCCGUCCACCCUGAAGACAAGCGCUACAAGCAUUUGGUUGGCAAAUCUGCUCGUCACCCCUUCAUUGACCGAUUACUCCCCAUCGUUGCUGACCCCGAGGUGGACCCCGAAUUCGGUACUGGUGCCGUGAAGAUUACUCCGGCUCAUGACUUUAACGAUUUCAACCGUGGAAAGGCCCAUAACCUUGAUUUCAUUUCUGUCCUCAACGACGAUGGCACCUUUAACAAGAACGCUGGCCCAUUCACUGGCAUGAAGCGCUUCGAUGCUCGGUACAAGGUCGUCGACAUGUUGAAAGAGAAGGGGUUGUAUGUGAAGUGGGAGAACAACCCCAUGAAGAUCCCUCGUUGUGCGAAGUCAAAUGAUGUCAUUGAGCCCAUUCUCAAGCCUCAGUGGUGGAUGAAGAUGGAGAGCCUUGCUGAACCCGCCAUUAAGGCAGUUGAAAAUGGCGAUAUCAUCAUCAGACCCGAGUCAGCCGAAAAGAGCUAUUUCCGCUGGUUACGGGGCAUCAAUGACUGGUGCUUGUCCCGACAACUUUGGUGGGGUCACCAAGCACCGGCCUACUUUGUGCAGAUUGAGGGUGAAGAAGGCGAUGAUAGCGAUGGCAACCUCUGGAUCACCGGCCGCAAUGAAGAGGAGGCUCAGAAGAAGGCUGAAGCCAAGUUCCCUGGCAAGAAGUUUACUCUCAAGAGAGAUGAGGAUGUGCUAGACACUUGGUUCUCUUCAGGACUGUGGCCAUUCUCCACUCUUGGCUGGCCUCGUCAAACUCACGACUUUGAGAAGCUGUAUCCUACAUCUGUUCUUGAAACCGGCUGGGAUAUUCUUUUCUUCUGGGUCGCGAGAAUGAUCAUGCUAGGUAUUAAGAUGACUGGCAAGGUUCCAUUCAAGGAGGUGUACUGUCAUUCCUUGAUUCGGGAUUCUGAGGGACGUAAGAUGUCGAAGUCCCUUGGCAAUGUUAUUGAUCCUUUGGAUGUUAUGGAGGGUAUCAAGCUGGAUGAUCUUCAUGCUAAACUCCUUGUUGGAAACCUUGCCGACAAGGAGGUUGCUACCGCUACCAAGUAUCAAAAGAAGGCAUUCCCUAAGGGUAUUCCGGAGUGCGGCGCUGAUGCUCUUCGUUUCUCGCUUGUGUCUUACACGACUGGUGGAGGUGAUAUUGCAUUCGACGUCCAGGUCAUUCACGGAUACCGUCGAUUCUGUAACAAGAUCUACCAGGCCACUAAGUACGUUCUGGGCAAGCUUGGUGAUGACUUCAAGCCUCAGGCAACAGCAUCAAAGACCGGGAAGGAAUCUCUUUCCGAACGCUGGAUUCUGCACAAGUUCAACACUGCCGCCAAAGAGGUAAACACGGCACUGGAGGAUCGUGACUUCUCUGUUGCUGCUUCCACAAUCUACCAAUACUGGUACAGCCAGCUCUGCGACGUGUUCAUUGAGAACUCCAAGUCUCUCCUGGCUCCCGAGCUGCCACAGGAAGUGCAACAAUCUGCGAAAGAGACUCUAUAUACAGCUUUGGAGGGCGCUUUGACCAUGAUCCAUCCCAUCAUGCCUUUCGUCACCGAAGAAUUAUGGCAGCGCCUUCCUCGCCGUCCUGAUGACAACACUAUUUCAAUAAUGAAGGCCAGGUUCCCCGAGUACAAGGCAGAAUUUGAUGACUCUACGGCUGAGACUGCUUACGAGCUCAUUCUUAAUACCUCAAAGGCCGUUCGAUCGAUUCUUGCCCAAUACGAUGUUAAGACCAAGGGCGAUAUCAUCGUACAGACAUACGACCCGACCAGCUUCAAGACCGUCUCGGAUGAACUGCAUAUCGUCAAGUCCCUCGGUGGUAAAACACUCGGUGAGCUUAGUGUUCUAGGACCGGAGAACACCACCCGUCCAUCCGGCUGCGUGGUCGCCGCUGUUGGUUCCCAGGCUGCUGUCUAUCUUCGCGUGUCCAAAGAAGUAGCCCUUGAACAAGAAGAAAAAGGGAAAGCCAGCUUAAACAAGGCGCAGGAGGCUGUGCGUCGCCAGACUAAUCUGAUCAGCGGCGCUGGAUGGAAGGAGAAGGCGAAGCCUGAGGUGCGUGAGCAUGAAGAGAAGAAACUCCGGGAUGCGGAAAGCGAGGUUGCUCGGUUAGAGGAGCAAAUUCGUGAAUUCGAAAAGCUGCGACUGGAGUAG
Messenger RNA from Aspergillus puulaauensis, 3150 nucleotides. RefSeq names its product valine--tRNA ligase. Gene Ontology annotation, molecular function: valine-tRNA ligase activity; ATP binding; aminoacyl-tRNA deacylase activity. The coding region runs from base 1 to 3150 and encodes 1049 amino acids. The transcript is spliced from 4 exons. The record is from RefSeq and is a predicted model, not a curated record. Gene Ontology annotation, biological process: valyl-tRNA aminoacylation. Lineage: Eukaryota; Fungi; Ascomycota; Eurotiomycetes; Eurotiales; Aspergillaceae. Gene Ontology annotation, cellular component: cytosol.